This is a messenger RNA of Cucurbita pepo subsp. pepo (vegetable marrow), 381 nucleotides long. The record is from RefSeq and is a predicted model, not a curated record. NCBI's taxonomy places the organism in Eukaryota, Viridiplantae, Streptophyta, Magnoliopsida, Cucurbitales, Cucurbitaceae.
CUGCAUAUGCCUUAGCCAAGACUGAAAAGUUGGACCUUGCGAGAAUUGAAGAUGGUGUCUCAAAGAGAAAAGAAGAAAAGCAAUCUCAAUCAAAUGGUGCCAUUGAACUUGAGGCCAUGAGAGAAGAGAAAGCUAAGCUAGAACUAACACUUUCUGAAGUUCAAGGAGAAAAUUCUAAACUUAGGGAAGAGAUUGGUAAGGUAAACAAUACUCAUGCAGAGCUGUUUAAGGAAUUACAGUCAGUACAAGGUCAGUUAAUAGCUGAGCGAUCAAGAUGCUUUAAAUUGGAGGUUGAUUUCAUCAUAAAACUAAUGACCAUCUACGUACUUUGCUCUCUUUAGGUGAUCAUAUUGAUUAAAAGAUCUUAAUUUAGGCAUCAUU